Portunus trituberculatus (swimming crab) is the source of this 628-nucleotide messenger RNA. Its product is annotated as glycine-rich protein 23-like. The record is from RefSeq and is a predicted model, not a curated record. Lineage: Eukaryota; Metazoa; Arthropoda; Malacostraca; Decapoda; Portunidae. Bases 65 to 463 code for a protein of 132 amino acids. The transcript is spliced from 4 exons.
CAAGUCCUCUUCCACUCUCCUUCCUGUGCUAGUUCUCUUAGUUCAUUAGCGAAACUUUGCCGCCAUGUACCUCCAGCGGUUACUAGUGACAGCUUGCGCGGUGGUGUGUCUGGCCCUACACGCCGCCGCCCUGCCAGCGCCCUCACCCUCGCCCGCGGCUGCCCCCUCACCCGCGCCAGCACCUGCACCCGCCCCUGAGCCCAAACCUGAACCAAAAGCCGAGCCCUUCCUUGGUCUGGGUGGACUGGGUGGCUUGGGUGGUGGACUGGGUGUAGGGAAGUUCUACGGCUAUGGCACCUACGGACUGGGCGGGCUGGGCGGGCUUGGCGGUCUGGGCCUGUACGGGGGUCUGGGUGGCCUGUAUGGCGGCCUGUACGGGGGUCUGGGUGGGCUGUAUGGCGGCCUGUAUGGUGGUCUGGGUGGUCUGUACGGAAUAGGAGGGAUCUAUGGUCUUGGAUGGUGAGGAGGAGGCUUUGUCUGUCCUGGAGAACGAAAUAUUUAAGGUAAGAAUUAAAACAUCUCAGGAAUUUUGACUCACACAUAAAAAAGGAGAAGAAAAGAAAACAAAAACAAAGGAGAGGAAGGAAAAAAAUAAAACAAAAUACAAACAAAAUAAAUUAGAAUAGAG